AUGGCAUCAUCCCUGGGGACCAUCCUCACCCACCUGAUGGAGGUCAGCCCUGACGCCGGCUCGGCCAGGGCAGGUUUCCUCUCCCUCCUCCUCCUGGCCGUGCUGAGCAGCCCCUCGCUGCAGAAAUCCCUGCCCGCGGCGUACCGAGACCACGAGGGUCUGCAGGGGGGCACGGGGCUGAUCCAGUGCGGGGAAUACAGCAACCAGGUGCUGCCCAACGGCCGCUGCCGGAUCGUGGCCACGCUGCCGCAGGGGGACGAGCAGCGAUGCCCGGAUAUGUUUCGUUGCACCGACGAGGUGUCCUACUGGCUCCAUGAGAACGAAGAACGUAAGCAGCAGGUCCUGGAGCUGCGGGAGUUGAUUUCAGAGCUACAGGAGGAGCUGAGGAACCACCGGCACCGUAUCAAAGUCCUGGAGCUCCAGCACGAGGAAGCGGCCGGCCGGAACCACAGCCUGGCUCAACGGGUCCAAGACCUGGAGCAUCGGUACAGCGAGGCCAGCACCCUGCAGCACAUCCAGGCCACCUUGCUCUACGACAUGCAGGCGCAAAUCAACAACAUCUCCGUCCUGACCGACUGGGCAUGGCGGAAUCCCACCUGCCUGGGCCCCGCCGAGAUGAGGCUACAGGAGGAGAUGCACCAUCCAGCUCUUUUGGCCAUCCAGGUCGUGGUGGAGGCAGCAUACCAGCUCCACUGGUACCUGCUUCCAGAGGUGAAGCACGCCAGGAACUGCCCCAUUGAUUGUGCUUCUGUUUACUACAAUGGGGUCCGACGGUCUGGGGUCUACAGCAUCAUGCCCUCGAUUGGAGGGAUGCCCAUUGAAGUGCUCUGUGAGAUGGACACUGAAGGUGGGGGCUGGACAGUCAUCCAGAGGCGUCAGGAUGGCUCAGUUGACUUCAACCGGACCUGGAACGAGUACAAGGAGGGCUUUGGGGACCUCAGUGGUGAGUUCUGGCUGGGCAACGAGAACAUCCACAAGAUGACAAGCCAAGGGGACUACUCUCUGCGCAUCGACCUGGAGGACUGGAACAACAAGCACAAGCACGCCUUCUACCAGGUCUUCAGCAUUGAGGAUGAAGCUAACUAUUACCGCCUGCACGUGGAUGGGUUCAGCGGGACGGUGGAGGAUUCCUUCGCCUGGUACCACAACAAGAGGAGCUUCAGCACACCCGACUCAGGGAACAUCUGCGCCGAGAUUUCCCAUGGGGGCUGGUGGUACCACCAGUGCUUCUUCUCCAACCUCAAUGGAGUGUACUACAAGGGUGGCCGAUACUCCAUUAAAAACCGCAAGAGCCUGGGGCCGGAUGGUAUUGUGUGGUACUCGUGGAAGGACACAGACUACUACUCCCUGAGGAAGGUGGUCAUGAUGAUUCGACCACGCACUUUCCGGCCCCACGUCUCCCCAUGA
Molecule: messenger RNA, 1407 nt
Organism: Pterocles gutturalis (yellow-throated sandgrouse)
Lineage: Eukaryota; Metazoa; Chordata; Aves; Pterocliformes; Pteroclidae
Product: fibrinogen-like protein 1
Exons: 7
Coding region: 1-1407 (468 amino acids)
Source: RefSeq, a predicted model, not a curated record